AUGUCUUGGGCCCCUCAAACCCUCCCCCCCUCUUCACCCCCUCCAUCCCCUUCCCCUACACAACCAGCACAUCAGCGCGCUUUUCUCCCGAGCAGCAGCCAAGAACACCAGCCGCCACAACGGCACAUCAGCGCGCUUUUCUCCCGAGCAGCAGCCAAGAACACCAGCCGCCACAACGGGUAUAAUGUCUUGGGCCCCUCAAACCCUCCCCCCCUCUUCACCCCCUCCAUCCCCUUCACAUUACACAACCAGCACAUCUCAGCGCUUUUCUCGCGAGCAGCAGCCAAGAACACCAGCCGCCACAACGGGUAUAAUCACAUCUCAGCGCUUUUCUCGCGAGCAGCAGCCAAGAACACCAGCCGCCACAACGGGUACGGCCCGACGGGGGCGGCAGGCAGGGGUGGCAAGGGGGGCGGCAGGGGGGGUGGCAAGGGGGGCAGCCUGAGCCAGCUGGCGCAGAGCCUGCACCCCAAGGGGUGGAACGUGCGGGAGAGGAAGGCGCGGCGGCCCGUGUGGCACAAGGCGCUUGAGAGCACACACCUGGGGCGAUUCUCGCUGGCCAUGUAUGAGGCCAACUAUAUCAUGGAGGACACUGUUGAGGUGCAAUCAUCGAGCCGUGGGGUGUUCAUUGGUAUUCACGAUGGGCACAAUGGGAGCGAGGCCGCGGAGUUUCUACGUGAAACACUAUACAACAACAUCAUGAGCGAGUGCACAGAGGGCAACGGGGUAUCAGUAGAAGCGCUGCGGAGGGGCUUUGACGCGACAGAGAGGCAGCUGGCGGCCAUUGUGAGGGAGGCAUUUGAGGAGAGCCCGCACCUGGCCAUGGUGGGGGCAUGCUCUGUGGCUGCCCUCAUCACCCCCACUGCCAUCUGGGUCGCCAAUGUGGGCGACUGCCGCGCCGUGCUGGGCCAGGUUCGGCAAGUGUCAGAUGGGGUGGAGUGUCGGGCAGUGCAGCUAUCAACAGACCACAACCUAUCAGUGCCGGCCAUCCGAGAGAAGUACAUCGCCGAGCAUGCCGACAUGCCUGACGCCGUUGUUGAGCGCCGCGGCCGCUUCCGCGUCAAGGGCAAAGUCAUGGUCACCAAGGCCUUUGGAGACCUGUAUCUGAAAUCCACCGACUUCAAUCGAGAGCCCCUUGUCUCGCGCUUCCGAGUGCCCGAGCCCUUCAACCCGCCGCUCAUCUCAGCAGACCCCUCCGUGGCCGUGCGCGUCUUCUCUCCGCACGACUCCUUUGUCAUCGUGGCCUCGGACGGGCUGUUUGAGUUCCUCUCCAACCAGGAGGCCGUCAACAUCGUCGCAAGCAGCCCUAAGAAGGACGUGGCUCGCCAGCUAAUCCGGACGGCGCUGCAGCGGGCGGCAGAGAAGACGGAGAUGCUGUACAGCGACCUGCUGCGCAUGCCGUCCGGGCAGCGGCGGGACUACCAUGAUGACAUCAGCGUUGUCGUCUUCUUCCUGGACCAUGACGCCAUGCGCCGCUCCUCCCACAGCUUCUGGAAGAAGGACGUGUCUAUAAAGGGUGGCUCCGCCGCCUCCUCCCUCCUCGCCGCCCCCACAAUCUCCGGUGCUGACGUGCACAACAUCUCCAGCAUGCGUGGCGCCACGUCAGCGCGCGACGCGCUGGCCGUCGCGCGGGCGCAGCAGCAGGGGGAGGCUUCACCUCACGGCAGUGCCAGCUGGCAGGCAGGCUCGGUUUCCGAGGCGCUUCAAUGGCAGGGCAGCGCCACGUGGCAGGCAGGCACAGGUUCCGAGGUGCUUCUAAAGCAGAGCAGCGGCAUGUGGCAGGCAGGCUUGGGGGAAGUAGGAGGGGAGGUUCUAACACAGGGCAGUGAGUGGGAAGCAGCGACACAGAACAGCAUGGGUAGGGGACACGCGGGGGAAGGGAGUGGAUUUGUUAGAGCGGGUGGGUCGGGGAGUGGUAGAGGGGGGGCGUGGAGGGAGGAGGAUAGGAGCAUGUCUGGGAGCCGCCGGUAUCCUGAUGCGCUGGCGGGGCUGACUGUGCCUGAGGAUGCGGCAGUGGAUUGGUCUGCCGUAAGUCCCAGCAGCAGUGAGCUCGGAGCGUCGCCAGCUAAAGCAUCGGGCCCAAUGCCAGUCACCAUCGGCCACCCGGUGGAGCCCAACGGAGAGUUAGUACCGCCAACGGGCCUCUCCACCAAUCCCAGCCCGUCCAGCGAGAGCGGGAGCGCCCGCUCCUUCAAGCCCGUGCGCACGAAGGAGCCGCGCAAGUCCUCCUCCGCCGCCGCCUCCUCGUCGCGCGCGUCGCGCGCCUCGCAGCCAGGCAGCCUUCGCGUGCCCAAGUCGCCUCGCUCCAAUACCUCCUCCUCCUCCCCUGACCAACCUACUACUACGAACGCCGUAGACCAAUCCGGUACUCGCGAGCAGUCCGCGCGGAGCGGCGGCGCGCAAAGCGGCGGAAGCACCCGCCGGUCGCGCCAUAAGGCGAACUCUUCCGCGGACUCGCUGUCGAGCGCUUCCGCAGUCACCACGGCGUCGGACGAUGGCGCGAGCGACGCGGCGGAAUUAGCAGCAGCUCCCGCGGAACCUCCUUCCACCGCCGCCUCGUCCGCGCCUUCCGCUACCGCGCCUUCCCGUAAGAACGCCGCUGCGAGAAAGGAGCGGGCGGCGGAGCGGGAGGGGGACGAGGAGGGUGGGAACGGGGGAGAGGGGGAGGACGUUGGCGCGGGAGAGCGGGAGGGGGGAGGGGAAGAGGAGGAAGACGAGGACGAGGCACCGGCUUUGCAGCGCGUGCAUCGAUCCACCACGGCUCCGCAUUACGAGCGCGUUAAAGGCGCCGCCGCCGCGGACGAGCCGCGGCCGAUGCGUGUGAGCACGAGCUACGACGCGCGGGGCAAGCGAGGGCUGUUACUUUCGCCGAACACACAUCGCGUGGUUUCUUUCGCCAGCGACGUGAAGCUACCUGAAGGGUUUGACGGCGAGGAUGCCGAAGCGUUUAGUCGCAACAGCACGGGGGGGUUGAUGGGGUACCAACAGGUUGGGGGCUUGCCGCGCCCGUUAUCGGCACCUUCGUUAAUAGCGCAACUGAACUCGAUGCUGACGCCGUCGAGAUCCGUGGGGAGUUUCGCGGAGAGCGUUGGUGCCAGCGGUAUCGCGGUGUACGUGGGUCCCAAGAUGCAACUGUUCCGCGUGACGAGGGCGCUGCUCAUGAAGAUCCCCUUCUUCCGCAAGCAGCUGGAGACCACCGCGCCAGAUGGCAAGCUGCAGACACCAGAAGAGGCAUCGGAGGAUGAGGAGGUGUCGUUCAUGCUGGACUGUGAUGAGGCCACCUUCUCCCGCGUCCUCACCGUCGUACAGUACCACAGUCUGGAGGCCCUCCCCUGGAUGAACGACGAGGACUUUUUCCGUCUGCGUUCGGAGCUCGACUUCCUCGGCAUCACCCUGCCCCCCGGCUCGCCCUGGCACCACCUGCCCUGGAAGGACGAGCGCAAGGCUGCUGCCGCCUCCGCUGCUGCUGCCGCCGCCGCUGCUGCGUCUGGCAUUCUCAACCCCGCUGCUGCGGCUCUUGCUGCGGGGUAUACGUCUAGUUCGGAUACGGAGGAGAUCAGGGAGGUGCGGGGGGGGGCUGCGGCGGCGGAGGGGGGGAUGGCAGGGGGGAUGGCGGGGGGAAUUGGGGGGGGAAUGGCGGGAGGGCUGGCUGGAAUGAUGGGGGCGAUGGUGGGCGGGGGAAUGGGCGUCGGGGGAGGAGUGGGAGGCAUGGGAGGAGCAGUAGCGGGAGCGGGAGCGGGAAUGGGAGGAAUGGGAGGAGCGGGUAUGGGGGGAAAGGGGUUUGGGACGGGGAGGGCGUCGCUGAUAAGUGCAAGGUCUAUGGUGCGGCGCAGUGUGGUGGUGGGCGGUGCCGGGCAUGAGACGCCUCCUGGGGUGGGAGGCGGGGCAGGAGGGGCGGGAGGAGCAGGAGGAGGAGGGAAGGCGUCGCUAGUGGAGGAAGACAGGCUCGAUGUGGUUUACCGGCACGGCAGCGACACAGCAGCAGCAUGCACGUGUCAUGGCACCAAGGGGGCGGACGGCCACUCGCACUGGGUGGUGUCUCUCUUCCACGGCCACGUCUUCUGCGCCUUCUGUGGUCGUUCCCCCGCGUGGCAUCCAAAGCUCUUUGCCGACGUCUUCCUGCUCACGGCCCUCCCUCCCGCGCCCACCCAGCGGGGAGCAAACGCGUUUGUGGGAGGGUGGUACUACCACGGCCGCUCCAGCACUCGCCUCGUGAAGCUGCACUGCGUGGUUGGCGCCAGCUGCACCGCCUGCAGAGCUAGCAUUUGGGGAGUAAGCAUCGAGCACAAGCAUGCCUUCUGUCUACAGUGCAAAGCUACACCCACCAAGCCAGCUAUUAUUGCAAAACUCUUUGUGGAAGCCUUGUGCCAGCCUAAGUAG
Messenger RNA from Closterium sp. Yama58-4, 4380 nucleotides. The record is from the annotation of a GenBank genome assembly. NCBI's taxonomy places the organism in Eukaryota, Viridiplantae, Streptophyta, Zygnematophyceae, Desmidiales, Closteriaceae.